CAAUGCAGACAAAGCUCCCACUUGCCGCCCUUUCUCCCAGCUUAAAAAAACAAACAAAAACAAUCACAAAUCUACGGAAGGUUGAAGGGAGACAACUCUAUUUAGUAAGACUUAUAAUACACGUGUAUUUCCGGUGUCAAAGAGCCGAGUCGCCGACGUAAACAAAUAAUAUUAUUUCAGAGAAAAUACUAUCUUUAUUAGUAAACCACGGUACAAUCUAUGUAGAAUAUUGUUUCUUGAAAAUCAAUUUUAUUACGACAAUUAGUUUAUUACAGUUGUCAAUGCAGAAAACAGUCGAUAUCGAAAACAAAACAUCAAAAAUAAGGACAGUCAUUUCUUUGGAAAAACAAAGUUUUUGUAGUUUCGGAUGUUUCAGCUGCUAGCCGUUCUGCUGAGCCUGUCUGUUCUGAAUAUAUGUUUUUCAUCAACAAUAAGUUCAACAAAGUUAUCACUCUUCAAUUGGAUUAGACCGCAAAUUUGUAUGGAUUUCAUUUUUAAGUUAUGAUAAUGAUUUAUAUCAACUUCAUCAAGCACUGAACCAACUUAUGUCAACGACAGAAUAAUGAGUGGUAGAAAAAGAAAUACAGUUACAAAAAGGAAUAUUGAGAACUUAACAGAUGACAAAACAAAAGCAAAGAAACAGAAACAUUCAACCUGUGUUGUGUCAUCAUCAGUGUUUUAUCUAGGUGCAGGCUUAAGUGUAGUUGUCUCCCUUGCACUGUUUAUCUAUCUAAUAUAUAGAGAUGAGAAUGAGUUUGAAACACUAGUACCAGCAACAAGUAAAGUUAAAAGAUCCUUCUAUCAACUUCCAUGUUCUAAUGAUUACCAGCUAGAAAAAUUUGAAGCAUGUAAACCUAAAACAUGUGGUCGUGUUGUUAUGGAUGAUCUGAUUGAUGAAGAUGAUGCUCUUCAUCUUUUGAGUGUUGCCAAGAAAGGUCUUGCACUUGGUGGGUCAAGUGGAGGGGCAUCUAUUUUAGAUCUUCAUUCUGGUGCCUUAUCCAAAGACAAUGCCUUUAUAAAUAUUUACAAUGUUAUAAAAUCAGAAGAUAUAGAUUUAUUAUCAAUACAAGAUUUUAAUAUAUACAGGAAAGUGAAGAAUCAGAUACAUAAAGCCAUAGCAAGAGAAUUUAACAUUCCACAAGAUAAACUAUAUUUAACAAAACCAACGUUUUUUUCGCGUAUGAAUAUGAAAGAACCAAGUACUAUUCAUGAUGAAUAUUGGCAUGCACAUGUUGAUAAGGAGACGUAUGGUUCGUUCCAUUACACAUCAUUAUUAUAUUUAUCUACAUACGAACAAGAUUUCACUGGUGGACGAUUUAUAUUUAUAGAUGAAAACAGUAAUAAAACCAUUGAACCCAGACUAGGUCGUGUAUCAUUUUUUACAUCAGGAUCAGAGAAUUUACAUCGUGUAGAAAGAUUAAAGGAUGGUGUUAGAUACGCUAUAACUGUUUCCUUCACAUGUGAUCCUAGACAAGCUAUUCAAGAUCCUUCUUAUAAAUAAAAUAUACGUUUUUACUUUAAACAA
Patella vulgata (common limpet) is the source of this 1525-nucleotide messenger RNA. Its product is annotated as 2-oxoglutarate and iron-dependent oxygenase domain-containing protein 3. Gene Ontology annotation, cellular component: membrane. The transcript is spliced from 9 exons. Gene Ontology annotation, molecular function: L-ascorbic acid binding; oxidoreductase activity, acting on paired donors, with incorporation or reduction of molecular oxygen; iron ion binding. Lineage: Eukaryota; Metazoa; Mollusca; Gastropoda; Patellidae. The record is from RefSeq and is a predicted model, not a curated record. The coding region runs from base 563 to 1501 and encodes 312 amino acids.